AUGCCUCAGCCGGGUAUGAACGGGAUGGAGCCUGUCUUUGGCGAGGCCUAUGGGGGCCACAGGGGCCUGCUGAGCCCCUGUCCUUUGGCCAUGUCGCCACAGGGGGGCAGGACAGAAUAUGAUCAGCUCCUUAUGCUGGGCUCCCAGGCAUUUUCAAGGAAACGGCCUUUUGAGUUGUUGAGUGACCUGGUGGACGACGGGGGUUUUGGCGAGGACCAGCACACGGAGCGCUGGGAUGUGUCUGCUCUGGAUGAGAUGACUCGUUACACCAAGCUAGGUCUCGGGGUUGGGGGUGACCUGCUAGCCAGCUCUGAGGAGGCUGUCCUAAUGGGCCGUUGGGGGAGGAGUCUGGAGGAACAAGACAAGGAAGAGGAAGAGAAGAAGAUGAACGGGUGCACAUCAGCUCCGCCUGUCUCCCAAGAAGUCCAGGUCUCUGCAGCAAGGAAAGAUGGUGGAUGUGUUUCCAUUCCCACAGCUACAUCGAGGGAGGUGUGCACUGCAGGAAGCAGGGCAGAGGAAAGACAGGAUGGGUUGUCAGGGGAGACUACAGUGGAGGUCUAUCAGGUGGCACAGGAGGAAGAGGAAACUGUGGCGGUUGCGGCAGCAGGGCUAACUUUGGAGCACUGUAGUGAGGAGCAUAACUACUCCCUGAGUCAGGGUGAGGAGGUGGAGGCUGGGCCGGCUCACAACUCCCAGUCUGAGGAGGUGCUGGCAGCCAAGACUCAUCUGGAGGUGCAGUGCAGCGAGGAAAGCCACAGUCAAACAGAACUGGAGGAUGAGGAACAAGAUGAAGAGGACGGAGCGGAGGAGACAACGGUGGAGGCUGAACUCUCGAGCUCCUCGGACACAGAGUGUGACGAGCCCUCAGACCGCCAAGUCCGAUUUGGCUGGCAGAGCGGCGGCACAUUAGAUUUCAGAUUUAUGGGUGUAAUUUACAGCCUUCCUGCUGAGCCUGGUCACUGUCGUCACACGGCUCUGAGGGUCUCCUGCACUCCCCUCAUCCACAUCACAAGCAAGGUUUUCCCUGGCCAGCAGCAGGGGAAAGAUCGCCUAGCGCGCUUGGAGAAGGGGUACCAGCAUGAAGGGAACAUCACAAUGUAUGCAGUGAUUACCCACCACGGCGUCAUCCACCACCAUGCUACCCUUGGCCCCUCCAACACUGCCCAUCUGAUCAUAUUCCUGGACACACUACACAACACACUCCUUCCACCAGAUCAGAUAGAUGGCCCAGAGCAGCUCAGACAGAAAGUGUAUGACCUAAAUUCACAAACGCGUAUACUGGCCAGAGACUUCAACAAUGGCACGCUGGCCGAUGAUAUUCCUUCCCCUCCAUCUUUUUGA
This is a messenger RNA of Nematolebias whitei (Rio pearlfish), 1341 nucleotides long. RefSeq lists its product as uncharacterized. NCBI's taxonomy places the organism in Eukaryota, Metazoa, Chordata, Actinopteri, Cyprinodontiformes, Rivulidae. The transcript has 7 exons. The coding region runs from base 1 to 1341 and encodes 446 amino acids. Gene Ontology annotation, cellular component: nucleus. Gene Ontology annotation, biological process: regulation of transcription by RNA polymerase II; response to unfolded protein. Gene Ontology annotation, molecular function: RNA polymerase II transcription regulatory region sequence-specific DNA binding; DNA-binding transcription factor activity, RNA polymerase II-specific. The record is from RefSeq and is a predicted model, not a curated record.